CUUUCUCUCUGUUCACGCCUUUUUUCAACUGGAUUCAAAAUCCCCCCUUCUCCGGCCCCAGCCAUAGCUCUCUAACGGAUACUUCUCUCGUCUCUCUCUCUCUCUUUCUCUCCGGCCAGUUCGCCGCCGUCAUUCUCCCCUCCGCUCUCUCCGUCGUCCGCAAUGAAGUCGACAAUGCAUCCUAGGAGCGCUAUCUUGAGGGAGAAUCACGAGGCCUUGGCGGCAUCUCCGAACCCUAGCUCUGUCAAGCAAUUGCCGAAAUGGUCCACGCCGCCGCUUCCAAAUUCCAGUAGCAGGAAACCGAGAUGGUCCAAGGAGAAUGCUCCGCCGCCUUCUCCAGAUCCGUACGCAUCACCUUCGGCCGGGGCUAAACUUAAGAGUCCGCUCCCUCCUCGGCCGCCUAACUCCAAUCCUCUGAAGCGGAAGCUUAUUGUGGAUUCGGCUGGGUCUGAGUCCUCCGUUCCUGGCUCUUCUGACUCUGGAGUCAAAGUUAUAGUUAGAAUGAGGCCACCAACUAAAGAUGAGGACGCGGGAGACAUGACAGUUCAGAAAACUUCUAGCAACUCUCUUUUGAUGUCUGGACAAAUUUUUACAUUUGACUCUGUGGUAGAUACUCAAUCGACACAGCUUGAUAUAUUUCAGCUUGUGGGAGAACCACUUGUCGAAAAUUGCCUAGCUGGGUUUAACAGCUCCGUCUUUGCCUAUGGACAAACUGGGAGUGGAAAGACAUAUACAAUAUGGGGACCAGCCAACGCCCUGUUGGAGGAUAAUCUAUCAAGUGAUCAACAAGGCUUGACACCACGUGUUUUCCAGCACCUUUUUACAAGAAUUGAACAGGAGCAAAUUAAGCACGCUGACAAAGAGCUCAAGUACCAGUGUCGCUGCUCUUUUCUUGAGAUUUACAAUGAACAAAUCACUGAUUUGUUGGAUCCAAACCCAAGAAACCUACAGAUACGAGAAGAUGUAAAAACAGGUGUUUAUGUUGAAAAUCUUACGGAGGAAUGUGUUUCUACUACGAAGGAUGUGAAACAUCUUUUGUUAAAGGGAUUAUCAAACAGGAGGACUGGAGCAACAAGUAUAAAUGCUGAGAGUUCCCGUUCACAUAGUGUAUUUACAUGUGUGGUUGAAUCACGAUGCAAGAGCAAGGCGGAUGGAUUAUGCAGCCGGAAGACAAGCAGAAUAAAUCUUGUUGAUCUUGCUGGAUCUGAGCGUCAAAAGCUUACUGGUGCAGCUGGAGAGAGAUUGAAGGAAGCAGGGAACAUCAAUCGAUCUCUUUCACAACUCGGGAACUUAAUAAACAUUCUUGCGGAAGUUUCACAAACAGGGAAGCCAAGGCACAUUCCCUAUAGAGAUUCCAAGUUGACAUUUUUAUUACAGGAAUCACUAGGCGGGAAUGCAAAACUGGCAAUGAUCUGUGCCAUUUCUCCGGCACAAAGCUGUAAGAAUGAGACUUUUAGCACCCUGAGAUUUGCCCAGCGUGCGAAGGCAAUAAAGAAUAAGGCAGUUGUCAAUGAAGAAAUGCAGGAUGAUGUUAAUUUCUUGAGAGAUGUUAUACGGCAACUUAAGGAUGAACUAGUUCAAAUGAAGGCAAAUCAAAGAGAUCAAAAUGGUAACUACUCUACUGGAUGGAAUGCCCGGAGAAGCCUAAACCUUUUGAAAUUCAGCCUUAAUCGAUCAGCAGCAUUACCUUUUUUAGAUGAUGAUGGUGAUACACUGAUGGAAAUUGUUGAAGAAGCUGAAAGACGGGAUCUUGAGCUCAAUACAGGAAAUGUUGAAACAGGGAAUGCAGUUCCUGAAGAAAUAUCUCAUGAAGAAAUAGAUACAGAAAAAACUCCUGAGAAGUCUCCAAAUUGUUUGAACGAUGCUUUGCCUAUUCUCAGUAUAGUUCCAUGUGAUGUUCUAUCUCCAACACCAAGUGUUUCACCGAGGGUUAACACUGGCAGUAGGAAGAGUCUUAAGACAACAUCAAUGCUGACUGCCUCCGAAAAGAAUCUCAUAGAAAAUGAGUUGGAUGCCCCACAUGCUCCCUUAGUAAAGCCCUCAAGCAGCACUUGCUUGAAUUAUCAGUCCAAACAAAGUAGAAAUUGUUUCAAGACAACAGAGCAUUUGGCUGCAAGUCUUCAUCGUGGCCUUGAGAUCAUUGGCGCUCAUCAUCAGAGUGCAUCUUUGAGAAAGUCCUCAUUUAGAUUCUCUUACAAGCCUGCUGAACUUAGAGCAAUAUUACCCAUUGCUAAAGUUGAUGUGGGUGUUCAAACUGAUCUAAAUGGCCCUGAACCACUCAAAGAGGGUUCAAUAUAUUUAUGCAGUAAUUGCAAGACAAAAAAUUCUUUGCACGAACUUAAUGAUAGCUCAAAUCUGCAGUUGGUACCUUUUGAUGGGUCACAGUCCAGUGAUAAAUUCAAGGUUCAAGUUCCUAAAGCAGUGGAGAAGGUUUUGGCAGGAGCUAUACGGAGAGAGAUGGCACUGGAAGAUAUGUGUUCCAAGCAAAGCUCGGAAAUUAGGCAACUAAAUCGAUUGAUUCAGCAGUACAAGCAUGAGCGAGAAUGCAAUGCGGUAAUUAGUCAAACACGUGAAGAUAAGAUUGCACGCCUGGAGAGCUUGAUGGAUGGGAUCCUAACAACUGAGGAUUUUGUAGAGGAUGAGGUGCUGUCCCUAACCCAUGAGAACAAGAUUCUGAAAGAGAAAUAUGAAAACCAUCCUGAACUGUUAAGCUCAAAAAUAGAACUUAGUCGUGUUCAAGAUGAGCUGGAACGGUAUCACAACUUCUUUGAUUUGGGUGAGCGAGAAGUUCUAAUGGAGGAGAUUCAGGAUUUGAGAAGCCAACUUCAGUUUUACGUGGACUCUUCAUCUAAGACAUCAAAAAAACAAAGUCCAAUAUUGCAAUUAACAUAUCCAUGUGAGCAAAGUGUGGGAACAACACCCAUUUCUGCCAGUUCAGAACUAUUGGUAGAGGAAACUGCUGAGCAUAAAUUUGAAAGGGAAAGAUUGCAAUGGAGUGAGACAGAGAGUAAGUGGAUCGGUCUCGUGGAAGAAUUGAAGUCAGAACUUGAAGCAAGCAGAAAACUUGCUCUUAAACAAAAGACUGAACUAGAAAUGGAGAAGAAGUGUUCAGAAGAGCUGAAAGAAGCAAUGGAGAUGGCAAUGCAGGGUCAUGCAAGAAUGCUUGAACAAUAUGCCGACCUGGAAGAAAAACAUAUACAGUUGCUCUCUAGGCACAGGAAGAUUCAAGAUGGGAUAGAAGAUGUGAAGAAAGCAGCUGCCAAGGCAGGGGUAAGGGGUGCAGAAUCUAGAUUCAUAAAUGCUCUUGCUGCAGAAAUCUCAGCACUUAAAGUUGAAAGAGAAAAGGAGAGGCGUUUUUUCAGAGACGAAAACAAAGGACUUCAGUCUCAACUAAGGGAUACUGCUGAAGCUGUCGAGGCUGCUGGUGAAUUGCUUGUCCGGCUUAGAGAAGCUGAAGAAGCCGUUGGAGCUGCUGAGAAGCGGGCCACGGGCGCCGAGCAAGAAGCUAGCAAGGCAUACAAACAGAUUGAAAAAAUGAAGAAAAAACACGAGCACGAAAUCAACAAUCUGAAACAAUUGCUUGAAGAAUCUACUCCCACUAGACUGCACAAACAAGGAGAAACUGUCCACGAUUCAAAAGAGACAACGUCACAGAACGACACUGCGGUGGAUCAACGGUGGAAGGAGGAGUUCGAGUCAUUCUAUCAAACGGAGGAGGAGCUCUCUAAGUUACUCCCCUCUUCUUGGUUCACUGGCUAUGAUCGAUGCAACAUAUAAUAGGACUUGAAACAAAAAAAGGAAAAAAGAGGAAGAAAAGAAAAGAAGAGGAAUUGUUGUAUGUACCAAUGGACAAGAACACAUGCAUGCACAACAAAUGGCAGCAGCGCUUGUCAAAUAUGUUUGCUGGCUUGUUGCUUCUUGGUUCUUCACUAACUUGCACUUGUCAAGUGCAUCU
This is a messenger RNA of Cuscuta campestris, 3955 nucleotides long. The record is from the annotation of a GenBank genome assembly. NCBI's taxonomy places the organism in Eukaryota, Viridiplantae, Streptophyta, Magnoliopsida, Solanales, Convolvulaceae.